Alternaria incomplexa is the source of this 1095-nucleotide messenger RNA. RefSeq lists its product as uncharacterized. The record is from RefSeq and is a predicted model, not a curated record. Bases 1 to 1095 code for a protein of 364 amino acids. The transcript has 3 exons. Gene Ontology annotation, molecular function: O-methyltransferase activity. NCBI's taxonomy places the organism in Eukaryota, Fungi, Ascomycota, Dothideomycetes, Pleosporales, Pleosporaceae.
AUGGAGACACAACGCGCACACCUUCUUACAGCGCUGAGGGAUCUCCGCACCCUGACCAGCAAAGUCAAAGAGUACUUGGAGGAAACGGCGGAAACCCAGCCCGAACUCGACGAUCGCGAAUACGAACUGCUCCGCAAUGAGUUCCUCGAAAGCGCAAACAAUGCGAUACUCAGUCUCUCUCACCCCCUCGAAUACUGGGCCAACAUCCGUGGCGAAUGUGCCGACGUUGCCGUAUUCCGCUGCGCAUGCGAACUAGAACUCUUUCAACGCAUCCCGCUCGAUGGUUCCAAAUCCAGCACCUUACUUGCCAGUGAGGCUGGCGUAGAGUCUUCGGUAUUGACACGCGUAAUGCGCCUUCUUCAAGCCAGAGGUUGUUUCCAAGAAGUAUCCGAAGGCGACUUCGCCCACACGCGCUUCUCCGCAUUCGUGCGAGAGCAUCCUCACUUUGCAUCCUUUACCCGUACGAGCCUCGAGGUUUUUGGUGCAUCUGCAACAAGCCUGGCCGAUGCGCUGCUGGCUGCUCCGGGAGACAACGGGGCGAAGACCAGCGCGUUCGAGAUCAGAUUUGGCGAGGGGUGUUAUUCUUUUUGGGAGAGACAGCCUAAGAAAUUGGCACGAUUCCAACAUGGACUUCAUGAGCCGUUGUUGCUCGGUGAGAUCUUGAACGCAUACGAUUGGGAUGGGGUCAAGGGAACGGUGGUGGAUGUCGGAGGCGGAGAGGGGCAAGUCGCCAAGUGCUUGGCUGAGCGCUUUGAGCACUUGAAAUUUUUAGUGCAAGACGUGUUUGUCAAGGAAAGUGUCGUUGCGCAGGUCGCUAGUGCUGGGCUGGCCGACAGGUUGCAAUUCGAAGUCCAUGACUACUUUACCCCUCAGAAACCCCUGAAAGAGGGUGCAUUCUUUCUCAAACACUGCCUGCACAAUAACGGCGAUGCGGAUUGUGUGCGCAUUCUGAAAGCAAUCGUACCAGCUCUUGAGCAUAGCGGACCAGGAACGCGCCUUAUCAUCGCCGAAAAUGUGCUUCCGGAGUGGGACGAUACUAGGCUUCCGAAACAGCAAAGGUUCAUAGGCCGCCAAGAGGGCAAUUGUGCUGCUUAG